GGAAGGGGUGGCAGGCACCAUGUUGAGCCGCGAAGGUGGCAAGAAGAAGCCCCUGAAGCAGCCCAAGAAGCAAGCCAAGGAGAUGGACGAGGAAGAUAAGGCAUUCAAGCAGAAACAGAAGGAGGAACAAAAGAAACUCGAGGAGCUAAAAGCGAAGGCCAUGGGGAAAGGCGCCCUGGCCACAGGUGGAAUUAAGAAAUCUGGCAAAAAGUAAGCUGUUCCUUGUGCCUGAGGCAAUGAUGAUCCUUAGUUCCAUUCCUGUUUAAACAUCUGGAUUAAACAUCUGGAUUCCCUGCCAUAACAUCUGUUGCCACCUAUAGCUAGAAUGAAGUGUUGUCUUGGAACCUAUUGUACAUUUAAGAAUAAACUUUUGUAAAAAAAAAAAAA
Physeter macrocephalus (sperm whale) is the source of this 387-nucleotide messenger RNA. Its product is annotated as translation machinery-associated protein 7-like. Lineage: Eukaryota; Metazoa; Chordata; Mammalia; Artiodactyla; Physeteridae. The transcript has a single exon. The coding region runs from base 20 to 214 and encodes 64 amino acids. The record is from RefSeq and is a predicted model, not a curated record.